CGGCACUGGAACGGGACUUUGACGCGGAACAGCUAUCAGCUCGUGUUGAGCUUGUUUUGCGGAGCACGCGAGUGCGCGAGCGACAGUGCUAUAAGAGCAGUGUUCUUUGUGGCGCCGCUGCCUACGGAGACCGUGUAUCACCUUCCACGUUCGAAACGGUGGGUCUCUCUGCGGGCACCGCGCAGCCGUAGGAACGCUGCUCGCCGCCUUAUAUGCGGCAGGCGGCUGUGGUGACGCCCACUGGCUGUCCCGACCGCGCCAGACCGGGGGAGCGCGUGCAGCGUGUGUCCUUCGGUCGCCUCGUCACCGGCCGCCGCCACUGAACAGCACUGACCAGCGCUGAAGAGGUAACCGGUGAGCUGGUGGUUUUGUGCAGCUGAAGUAUUAUAAACUAGCAGCAGUAUUUUAGCCACACCCAAGAUGACUAUAAAAGGCCUGCCUUUCUUUGCUGCUGGAAAAGUGGUGAAAGGUUUUGGAAGAGGCUCAAAACAACUCGGCAUCCCAACAGCCAACUUCCCAGAGAACGUGGUGGACGGCCUGCCGUCGUCCGUCGGCGCCGGCGUCUACUUCGGCUACGCCCGCGUGGAUGAUGGGCCCGUGCAUAACAUGGUCAUGAGCAUCGGCUGGAAUCCCUUCUACAAGAAUGAGAAGAAGUCCAUGGAGACGCACAUCAUGCACAAGUUUACGGGGGACUUUUACGGCUCGACCCUGCGCGUGUGCAUGGUGGGGUUCAUUCGGCCCGAGAAGAACUUCAAGUCGCUCGACGAGCUGAUCCGCGCCAUCAACGACGACAUCGACGUGGCGGCAGAGCUAUGCGCACGCCCCGAGAACGCCGCCCUCGCCAAGGACGACUUCUUCUUUCAGUCGCUGGCCUCCACCAGCAGCGGCGAGACCAGCGACCGGACCACGUCCCCAGAGGAAAGCGUGAUUGUCCGGAGUGACAGCGAGGGCAGUAUAGAGCACUGAAUGCCGUCGGCGCGGUAGAGAUUAGAAAUGGGGGACGGACAUUUACCGCGUAGGACGGAGUCUGUGGCAUGUCAAGCACGGUCUGGGGUCAGCUCGCGACCUUUAUCUCUGUUGUCUGUAAUUUAUUGAGCUCGGUGUCAUUAUGUUCGGAAUGGAUCAUUUUGCGACCAGUGGAGCUUGAGAAGGCUUGGCGAGCCAUGAGCGGCGUAUUUUGUUUCCACGAAGGAGAUAUCUUGGCGCUCCGAGACGUACUGAACCACCUGUCUGCCUUACUGAAGUGUUAUCAUCCGCCUGCCCCUCCAAAAAAACAAUACUUCAGUCUGAGAUCUGCAUCAAUCCUGCGCUGAACGAUGCGUACCACGGCGCAGUAUUGGUCGUUGUCCGUAGGCUGUGGUUCGCAAGCUGGGUCGUCGGCGAUAGUCGCGGGCAGAGGUCAGGGUCACGGUUAGACGGCGAAGGGUAGACGAUUGGUGUUCUCAGUGACGGCAUGGGGGCCCGCGUGUACCCAUCGUAUGGCGAUGGUGUCUGUGGUGCUGGUGGACACCGUCUACCGUUGUCGCCUGCGGUGAGUCUACAUUCUGCUUCACAUGCUUACUUCGAAGCCUUGUUGGGAUCGCUAGUUCGUGGGUGCAGCUUUACCGCCGGCGUGCUAUUGAUGAACGCGGCGAUUGGUAAAUUAUGAUGGACUUAUCGGUGUAGGAUGGCGAGAUGGCGCAAGUUUGAUGUAGAGCGGCCGUCCGAUCAAAGGCCAUCGAGUGCGAUUACGGCGAAGAUGAAAAUGGAGAUCGGGGUGAAGAGGGAGCUUAGAAAUAUGGCCGAGAUGGAUUAAAAUGCAAUGUGGUGUCAUUGGUGAGAUCGCGCGACUUGCAUUUGGACUAGAACGUGCAUGUCGCACAUGUCGUGGCCAACAGCCUACCGAUGUGUGUAGUGGCGUAUUGGAUGUGAUCAAGGUGCGACAUCCAGGUACUCUGCACGGCCAGUGGGUGUCAAGACGCACCGUCCAUUUGCUUUACGGUAGAACAAACCUGCUGAUUUAAGCCACUAUAUGUAGUUAAAGUGUAACAAGAGAAAUAUCA
This is a messenger RNA of Pollicipes pollicipes, 2042 nucleotides long. Its product is annotated as riboflavin kinase. The record is from RefSeq and is a predicted model, not a curated record. Lineage: Eukaryota; Metazoa; Arthropoda; Thecostraca; Pollicipedomorpha; Pollicipedidae. Gene Ontology annotation, cellular component: mitochondrion. Gene Ontology annotation, biological process: FMN biosynthetic process; riboflavin biosynthetic process. The transcript has 6 exons. The coding region runs from base 421 to 966 and encodes 181 amino acids. Gene Ontology annotation, molecular function: riboflavin kinase activity.